GUCCCAUAUAUAAAAUUACUCAGGCAAAACGAAUUCUAGAUGAUGCAUGUGACGGUAGCAGUGACAGCUAACAUGUCUGCUAACUCAGUGAGAUAUCAGCGCUCAAAUUAGCGUUUUCAGAGUGACUUAAGACGGCGGAAUAACUUAAUUACUAGAUUGAGGAUUCACAGGUGUGUGACUAUCACCUGGCAGGCAGAAGAGGCGGAUUACCAGCGGCGAGUGAACAUCAGCCAAACAUGGCUGUAAACACUAUAUUAUUGGGAUUUCUGUUUCUCAGUCUGGUGGAUCUUGCUUCUUCUCAGGGUGUACGCGUAAGUUUCUCACAGAAACAAAAUGCAAAAACACAGUUUUCCGGAAAGCCAAACAGUCAAGUUUUUUCCGCGAAAAAUUCCCAAAGGUUUAAUGGACGAACAUCGUUUGGUAGUUCACGAUCACGUAGUUCUCAGAGGUUCCAUGGUUCCCCAGUUAUGGUAACGGGUGCACCCUUCCGGCGACAGUAUCCGUCCAGUGGCAGAACUAGUUUCAUUAAUCGUCGGGGCCAGAUAGUUACAAAUGCACCAUUUACAAAUCGUCAAAUAGUAUCGACUCCGAGGCCUUGGGUCGGCCCAAACAGCCAAAUAUCUAACGCUGAUCCUUAUCGCUCAGGUUUGCAAAAACGUCCGCAUCCGAUGGAGCAGAACGCUAUACAGCCCCCAAAGAACCUUGGGGGAACAUUCCGCCCUGUUAUGCAGCAAUUCGUCCAAACUUAUCAGUAUAACAAGGAACCAAUAACUACACAAUUGCCACCCGUGACCGUCGUACAGAGGUUCACUCCCCCUAAUUACGCCUUCGGCAGCGUAAACCAAUCCCCAGCGUACAGGUUUGAACCGUCGGUACAACCACAACGGUCAAAUCAGGGACUAGGCCCAAACCAAGGGCAAGGAAACUUUCGAGUGCAAAACCAGAAUAACCGGGGACAAAAUCAACAGCAGCAUCCAAUGGCCGAGAGAUUGAUACAAAGAAAACCCCCUCCCCCACCAUCACAACAGAUACGACAGGCUCAAGGUAUGAUGGCUAAUGGUAACAAAGGCAGGGGUAACACAAAUAAGCAACCCAUGAAAGCUGGAAUAAACAAUAGAAUCAUGAAUAACCCACCCCCGCAAAUGUUGGCAAACAACGUCCCUUUGUUUCAAAAGCCUCAGAAUCAAAACGGAAAUAUGAGGAGUAACCCAAACCCUAGAAGACAGGGUGGAAAUAGAAGGGCGAACGGGCAAGGUAAAAACUACAACUGGUUGAAUAAGAGAAAGCCCCAAAGGCGACCGGCUAAAAAACCUCAGAGACCAAGACAGGAAAUGACAACACCACCUCAGCAAUUUAACCAACAACCGUUUGAUGCCCAAGGUCUAGGAUUUCCAUUUAACGUCGCUCCUUCGUUUAGCAACCAUGGACCAACCCCUCCUACUAAACCACCAGCCGCGCCAACGAAACCAAAUAUGUUCCCGCCUACCCAGCCAUCCCCGUUCGGACCAACCUUCCCCCCGCCCACUGAUCCUUUCUUCAUGCCAACAACAGCUAACCCAACUACCAGGCUUACUCCUCCAUCGCCAUCUCCAACAAGGUUGGUAACUCCAAAAACGACCAUGCCUAUUGACGGGAUCGGUCACAAAUGUUUCCAUACAGGCGAAUGCAGUGCUGGAUGUUGUUACGGCAAAUCUGGCACCAUGUUGGAUACCGACACGUUCGGACCAAACGCACUCAAGAACGGACUAGUUGCUGGAACCUGCCAAAUGAAACAGCCUGGUCUUGGAGAAACGUGCGAUGACCUCUGUAUAUGCCAGUCAGAGUUUGAGUGCUACCGCCGUUAUAAGCCUAACUACAAAGAAGGAAAACUCAUGGCCCAGAACAGCAUGUACGAGCCACCGGCACCUCCUACAAAACCACGCCGGACAUGCAUGCGCAAGGCUGUUGCAUUAGCAGAACGCUGGUCAUUCUGGAAAUGCUACUUCGAUACUGCAUGCUCGGGACCGCUAUUAAAAUAACUUCUGUUUUUAUAUAUAUAUUUUUGUAAUGAGUGCAAAAAGCCAGGAAUGUUAUCCCUCCUUUUUAUAGUGCUGUUUACUAUGGCUGGCAUUCGCUUUAAUAUGGCCCCACAUUUAAUAAUCUUUUGAAUAACACAAUUCGAUAUGCAAGACCUUUUAAUGUAAUAUUCGUACCUUCAUUGUUUAGGAAUGUAUUCAAAAUAUUCGAAUUUACGAUAUCAUGAGUUAAUUAUUUUUUUUUAACAUGACAACCCUUGACUCAUGUUUGCGAUUCCAUGAAAUGAAUAUCUAUGUGACGAUUCAGGAUUGAUGCUUAUAAUGUUAAUAAUUUUCAUUUAUUCAAGGAAAUACUGGGCUGGGCACAUAGAUACUCGUAAUACAUAAAUCAAGUACGAUUGUUUUAGCUAAACAAUCUAUUGAACGGUUAAAACAAUAGAAUGGAGUUGUGUACAACUUAUUAUAUGGUUGGUUAAAAUAAUUGAAUGGUGCUAUUUUAGCAAAUUUAAAUCGUAAACUAAUAUUAUGUUAUUGUUUAUGAUAUUUAGAACAGUUUACUCAUGUCCUGUUGUUUUUAAAACGUAUAUAAUGGUUUAAACAAUAGCAUGAAGUUUACAACAUUUUGAACAAUUAAGAAUAUCACAUUGUUUUUGCAACUUAUGAAAUCGUUAAAUAAUAUCAUGGCGCUAUUUACACCUUAUUGAACAGUAACAAUAGUGACAUCGAUGAUUAGAACCAAUUUAAGGUGAAGAGAACUUUAUAUAUUUUUUCAAAAUUAUUGAACGGUUAAAAUGCUUUUAUGAUGUUAUCAACAUUUUAAUUAUAAUCGUAAAUUUUACUACGUUGGUGAUAUAACGACACUUUUCAUUUGUUUAAAAAACAACAUAAUUGGCGUAUAGUACAAGAGUGUACAUGGUUCAUAUUUGUGAUGUAACAACCCUUUUCAUUGGUUCAAAAACCAAUAUACCUGGACAAUAAUACAAUAGUGUACAUGUUUUAAUUGCCAGCAAAUUAUGCGCUCGUAACGCUCUACUGAUAUUGCAAUGUAAACUAACGACCCUAGAAUGACCUUUCUGACAUGAAUAACCCCUCAAAUCAUAAAUGGAAGAUUACCAGAACAUGAACAAACAUUGUUUGCGUUGUUUGGCUAUUUGAAUUGACUUACCUAAUUUGUAAAAAGGUCCUUUUAACUAUAUAUUUCUAGUAAUUACUCUUGUCGAGUGAGGGUGAACGUGUGUAAGUUCAUAAAUGAACGUUUCCAGGUUUACUUUAUAACCACGUUAUCCUGAAACUGCAUGACCUCUAGCAGCUCAACGGAAGAACGUACGACAUCAUCUGUGAUAUCGGCUUGUUGGUAAAAUAAAAGAAAGGGGUAUGACAUGACAAAUGCUUUUGCGGACAAUAGAACAGCCUACAUUGGAUGAUUUAGGUCAAGUUAUCUUAUAGUUGAUGGCGAAGAGAGGAAGGUACAUUCAGUAACAUUUACACGUGGUAGAAUAUAUAUGAUAUAAAAUAUGUGGAGUUAUACCAUGGUAGAGCAUAUAACUCCGAUUUCGAAAAUGUUGGGGAAAAAAUAUACCCACACCAAAUCAGCUUUCGUUAUAUACAUGUAUUAUAUUCCAUCAUAAUACAUGUACAAAUCACCAGAAAAAGGCGAUUUUUGGAUUCAUGCGUUUUAGAAGAUAAAAAUUGAUGCAUGCAAAAAGUCACACAAAGAAACAACUACUGCAUUGAAUGGCAGAAUUUGUCCAUCCAUCCAUCAUACGUGACUCUACAAAUAAGUUAGUAUUAACGGAUUAUUUAAUUUAAAAUCAGUAUCUCGUGUGAAAGAUCAUCUUGAUCAAGUUGGUAGGUUGUGUCUCCAUGUGUUAUCAGACGUUACUAACACAUGGGUAACGUAUUACUUGUUGAUAAGAAAUCAACAGUCACAUUAUUUUUUUGUUCGAAUUGUUUCCUAUUUUAUUGUAUAUAUGUGGUCACAAUUUAAAAAAAAGAACAGUUGGCACAUGUAUGUUUUUUUUAUUUCAUUGUUCCGACAAUGUGGUUUACAACGACAGAGGCGUAUUUUCAACACAAGCUAUAGAUUUAUCAGUUUCUAUAGACAGUAGACUUAAUCACAAAUACAGUCGAUGUAACACGAAGGUAAAAUCUCCUAUUGUAUACACGUUCAUUUAGCACAACCAUUGAGAUAUCUGUGUGUGAAGUUUCAAUGACUAUUAAUAUAUGUAGUUUUCAACUUUAUAUCAGACAAAUAACAAUGAUAGCUUCUGUGCACUUAAUUGUUUAAAUUGUACGAGAUGACAAUCGAAUUCAGUAACGCACUUUGCUCAUGUUCAUUAAGGUUUUCUAUAUAAACGAAAUGGCUAUCAAAUCGUACAAAUUAAAAACUAAAUAUUAGUGUAAUUACGCUUUACUGACCAUUUGUCAGACAAAAGGAGAAAAUACGUUUUGUACUAAUUAUUGAAAUGUCACACUUAAACAUGUCACUGGUUGUGCUAUAUGAAUCUGAAUACGAUACAUACUUACUAACAUGCGGAAAAGUUUUGGUUCGAAUUAAAAUAUUUUAAGGAUCCCUGUACUACUGCCAAAAGUGCUUGAAAGUGUUCUUUUUCCCUGCGUGACUAUAGCUUUAAUAAAUAAUUUUUGAAUAGAAAACCGUACCUUGCGAGAUUUUUAUGAGAAAUCAUAGAGAUGAAAUCGAAAGGGAUAAUCAACAUCAGUAUUUUUUUAAAUGUAAAAAUAAUAAUAAAAAGGGCUAAACUGGGAUUCAAACCCAAGACUUUAGAUAGACAUUCUAGCGCUCUAACCGAUGGAGCUACCUGGUCAACGGAUGUGUUCUGAACCACCUGUGUUACAGUUUAUCUAAACGGAAGUUAAGGGGUGGUUACUCUAUAUAGGGAAAACCAUGUGCAGUGAUACCGGCAUCCUUUCAUCUAAGUAGAAUGCUGCUUCGAAUAUAUUCUGAUUGAUUUCUGUAAUCUUAUUUUACAGAUGUGUUUGUGGUAAUUCGUUUGGCAAAAUAUGUCAUUUGUGGUUUUGCUGAGAUGUUUAGGGAACCAAUACUCGGUAUACUUGGAACUUAAUAUAAUUUUGAUUAUUUUGUUCAGAUUUGACAAAAAUAAAAAAAUUGAUGUAAUAUUCUGUAUUGCCUUAUAUAAAACAAUAUUGAUGUUUUGCAGCAUUGAGCUGUUGCUUUGUUGUAUGUCUAUAUGAAUAAACGACACAAAGUACUAAAUUA
Messenger RNA from Mizuhopecten yessoensis (Yesso scallop), 5253 nucleotides. RefSeq names its product extensin-like. The record is from RefSeq and is a predicted model, not a curated record. The transcript has 5 exons. Bases 237 to 2018 code for a protein of 593 amino acids. Lineage: Eukaryota; Metazoa; Mollusca; Bivalvia; Pectinida; Pectinidae.